Messenger RNA from Xenia sp. Carnegie-2017, 1162 nucleotides. RefSeq names its product ras-related protein Rab-4B. The coding region runs from base 168 to 800 and encodes 210 amino acids. Gene Ontology annotation, molecular function: GTP binding; GTPase activity. The transcript is spliced from 8 exons. The record is from RefSeq and is a predicted model, not a curated record. Gene Ontology annotation, biological process: Rab protein signal transduction; regulation of endocytosis. Gene Ontology annotation, cellular component: endosome. NCBI's taxonomy places the organism in Eukaryota, Metazoa, Cnidaria, Anthozoa, Malacalcyonacea, Xeniidae.
GGCAGCGGAAGGGUUUGUUAUCCGUGAGGCUUUGCCGUCUGUAAAAUAUUGCAGGCUUGUUAACAAAUAUACGUGCUAAGUUGGUGGGAUAUAUUUUGCUGAAACUUUUCUUAAAGACUGAAAGUAGUUUCGUUGCUACAUUGUAAAGCUGGAUUUCAUUGCUUACAAUGUCAGAAACGUAUGAUUUUCUUUUUAAGUUCCUUGUCAUUGGAAGUGCAGGCACUGGGAAGAGUUGCCUGUUACAUCAGUUCAUUGAAGGAAAAUUUAAGCAAGACUCAAGUCACACAAUUGGUGUGGAAUUUGGUAGCAGAAUAAUCAAUGUUGGUGGGAAGUCAGUAAAACUGCAGAUCUGGGAUACUGCUGGACAAGAGCGAUUUAGAUCAGUGACGAGAAGCUACUAUAGAGGUGCCGCUGGAGCUCUUCUUGUUUAUGACAUAGCAAGUCGAGAAACAUACAAUGCAUUGACGAAUUGGUUAACAGAUGCAAGGACAUUGGCCAGCCCAAACAUUGUCAUAAUCUUGGUGGGUAAUAAAAAAGAUUUAGAUGCAGAAAGAGAAGUCACUUUUAUGGAAGCCAGUCGAUUUGCUCAGGAAAAUGAGUUAAUGUUCUUGGAAACUAGUGCAUUAACAGGUGAAAAUGUUGAAGAAUCGUUUUUGAAAUGCUCAAGAACCAUACUCAACAAAAUCGACACAGGGGACUUAGAUCCUGACAGAAUGGGGUCUGGGAUACAAUAUGGUGAUCCAUCUAAAAGACGAACUCUUCAACCAAGAAAUACUGAUGGCGGAAAGUGCCCUUGUUAAAUGGAAUCACAAGAUGCAAGUUUUUUAUUCUUCAAAGAAUGAAGAUUAAGUGCUCUGAAAUUCAGACAUCUAGUAGAAUAAAAAUUUAUCAAUAUGCAUAAUUAAAAUGCACUUUACUAAACAACUUUCAUAAUUACUCAAGGUUCAUGAACAUGUCAAAAUCAUAAAAUUCCAAUUUUAUCUGAAGCUAAAAAUCAUAGGAUGAUUUCAAAUACGAACUCUUUGAAACUUAAUUCAGACCAUUUAGACUAAGCACUGAUAUGUAUACAUGUAGUUAUGCUGAGUGACACUUGUCGUCCUGGAUGUAUUUAUGUAUAUUGCAUCACAUUGUCAAUUAUAAUUAUAUUAUUACAAACUACAAA